This is a messenger RNA of Rotaria sordida, 560 nucleotides long. NCBI's taxonomy places the organism in Eukaryota, Metazoa, Rotifera, Eurotatoria, Philodinida, Philodinidae. The record is from the annotation of a GenBank genome assembly.
CGGGUACUGGGCUUAGCGAAGGCGUUACCACAUGUUAUCGUUUCUUAUCUAAUUGUAAUCGUGGACCAUGGGCUUUAUGUCUCGAUUGGCGACAAAUAUGUAAUGGCAAAGUUGAUUGUAUGAGUGGUGAAGAUGAACAGUGGUGUGAAACGUUAGAGAUGACCACAUGUGCUGAUGAUGAGUAUCGAUGUCAUUAUGGUGGUCAAUGUAUUCCAAUGACAUUUGUACGAGACAGCACCUAUAAUGUUGAUUGUCUUGAUGGUAGUGAGGAGAAAGUAGCAGACCCUAUGGAAUGGUCGACUUGGAAACCUUCGGUUUGUGGUUCAAUUAUCACAUUUCAAUGUGAAGAACGUAUUGAUCGAUAUCCUCUUUCUUUUCCAUGUGGUAAUGGCCAAUUUUUGCCACAGACUGAUUUGCCAACUCAUGGUGGCUCUUGUUCCAACUGGAGACAUAAAGAAGGGAAUUUAGCCAUGCUUACUUCAUUUGAUCAUAUUAAAGAUAUUCAAUGUCGACAAGCAUUUCGAUGGUCACUACAUUCUAAUCGAAGCUAUGGUAAGUAA